This is a messenger RNA of Doryrhamphus excisus (bluestripe pipefish), 3513 nucleotides long. It is a transcript of the gene gpr155a, whose product is annotated as G protein-coupled receptor 155a. The record is from RefSeq and is a predicted model, not a curated record. Gene Ontology annotation, biological process: transmembrane transport; negative regulation of BMP signaling pathway; intracellular signal transduction. Gene Ontology annotation, cellular component: membrane. NCBI's taxonomy places the organism in Eukaryota, Metazoa, Chordata, Actinopteri, Syngnathiformes, Syngnathidae.
GAAAGUUACUGGGAGGGAAGUAAAGUCAGAGCACAACAGACCGUUGAGCGUCACUUUCAGUUCCAUGUACCGUUGUGUCAGAGUUGGUGGCACAAUUCCCGUCAUUUUGACAACGACGAAACAAGCGUAGUUGUGCUAACGUUAGCUGGCAGGCUAACAAACAUGGCUACUACACCUUCCGGGACUUUGACUGACACAUGAGGAGAAGGCAUGACGGCUGCUAGGGGCAGCAGCAGCAGCAGCAUCAUCAUGGAGACCAGCACCACCCCCGGCAUCCUUCCACAGGAGGAGGGAGACCUGCUGGAUCCCUCAUCCGGUAUAUCCAUCAACAAGCUCCUCCCGGCUCUGUUCAAGUGCUUUGGCAUCAUUCUGUGUGGCUACAUAGCCGGCAGGGCCAACAUCAUCACAUCUUCCCACGCCAAAGGUUUAGGCCACUUUGUGUCCAAGUUUGCCCUUCCUGCACUCCUGUUUAAGAACAUGGUGGUGCUGGACUUUGGGAAUGUCAUCUGGCCCUUCGUCUGGAGUGUCCUCACAGCCAAAGUGUCUGUGUUUGCCAUUGUUUGUGUCCUCACGCUGCUGGUUUCCAGUCCAGAGAAUCGUUACAGCAAAGCUGGACUCUUCUCCAUAUUCGCCACCCAAAGCAAUGACUUUGCUCUGGGUUAUCCCAUUGUAAAAGCUCUAUAUCAGAGCACAUACCCAGAAUACCUCCAAUACAUCUACCUGGUGGCACCCGUGUCUCUCAUGCUGCUAAAUCCCAUCGGCUUUGCCUUUUGCGAGGUCCAGAAAUGGAAGAAUCAGAGAGACCGUCGCCAGGGAAAACUUCUUAUUGUGGGACAAGUGGUGCUACAAGUCCUCAAGAACCCGAUUGUCUUCAUGGUCGUUAUUGGCAUCGCGGCCCAUUUUGCUCUACGGCAAACCAUACCUUCAUUUAUGGCGGACUUUGUGGAUGCUUUGGCCAACUCUUUUGAAGGGGCGGCUCUGUUCUACUUGGGUCUGUCCAUGGUGGGCCAGAUGAAGAAGCUAACCAGGUCCACCGUAGUGACGCUGAUACUGCUGCUCACGGCAAAACUGUUGCUGAUGCCUCUGAUUUGUAAAGACAUGGUGGAUCUCCUGGAUGACACCAGCCCUUUGAACCACUCAAGCCUUUCCAACUAUGCUUCCCUUUACGGAGUAUUCCCCACAGCGCCCAGCGUCGCUAUCUACGCUGCGUAUUAUAACUCACAGCUGGAAGUGGUGAUAUCUGGGAUGGUCAUCAGCACUUUCCUCUCAGCUCCAAUCAUGUUCAUCUCAGCCUGGCUGCUCACUCUGCACCGGAUGGACCCUCAGCUGGUGAUGAACGCUUUGCAAGACGUCAGAUUUGAUGUCAGCAUUGUCAGUGUGGUGGCGCUGCUGUGGACCAUGGCGGUCAUGCUUUUCAGUAAGAAAUUCCAGAGGCUACCUCACAUGUUCACCACCAACCUCUUCUUGGCACAGUUCCUUACUUGUUUUGGGAUGAUCCUGUGGAAAUUUGUGGUGACGGAAGACAACUUCAUCGCUCAGAUCCUGACUUUUACGCUGCUGUGCACCUCACUCUACGGCACGUAUGUGUGGCCAGGCUUCAUUGCGCUCUCCCUUCUGCUUCUGAGAAGGUUUGACAGUCUGAAAGUUUCGUCAGGCGUGAUCGUGGUUGCCGGCUGGGGGAUCCCUGCAUUCAUAACUGCUGUGUUGCUCAUCUGUGGGGAAAAAGCACCCGACACCCUGGACUCAUCACUCUUCUACAGCAAACCACAGAUCCUCUGCACCACGGUGGUGCUUUCACUCAGCAUAGCCCUGCUAGGUAGCUCCCUGGUGCUUCUCAGUAGAGGAAGCUGGGCCCAAAAUGAGCCAAGUCAACAGGGAAGCACGUCGGCGGAAGACCUUGUGACCGAAACGGAACAAGAUAGCCGGUCUUUGUUUGAGCCAGAAGCCCAUUCAGCAGAUCUCAGCAAAGCGUGCCACAUGUGUGAGUGUGCGCCGCCCCAGCCCAUGCCUGACAUGAUCAUCAGCACCAAUGAGAACCGCACAGCCAGCACCCUCGCAGGCCAAAAUGAGAAUAUCAGCGACUCGACGGUCUGCCUGGUCUUCAGAGUAGACGAGCGCCAUCAGGACGAGCAUCGCCAAAUAUCCCGCCACAUGCUCCUAUGUUUGCUUCUUGGCGUGAGCUCGCUCGCCAACUUGUCUAGCUGUGUGUGGGUGCUCUUUCAACAAAACCCCAGCAGACUUUACGUGGAGCUGCAGUUCUUCUGCGCGUUUGCCAAUUACGGGCAGGGUUUUCUCUCCUUUGCUCUCUUUGGACUGGACAAACAUUUCAUUAUUCUGCCCUUUCGGAAGAGGCUGCACAGACUGUGGUACGGAAAGCGGCAAGAGGAGCAACCACCAGGUGAUCUACCCGAGGAGAUCACAAUGACCUGCACCGACUUCGUCAAACAUCAUAAAGACAAAUGUUUUCACGACAUUGUCAGGAAGAGAAGGUGCGGCGUGAGGACGAUGGUGGACUGUUUCCUGGGCUGUGAGCUUGUGGAGUGGCUGCAGGAGGCGGGCUUAGCCCAGGAUGCAGGUGAGGCCUUACUCUACGGCACACGCCUGCAGCAGGGCGGCAUUCUUCAGCACAUCGAGCAAGAACACGCCUUCCAGGACGGUCGGCUUUAUUACUCCUUUGUGACGUAAGCAUGGCCUGCUGAGCGCGGUGUGAACAUUGCUGUUCCACGCAACAUGCUGGACACUCUGUAUCUUCGCUAUGCGAUGAUAAAGCGUGAAUCGUGAAGCGAUUCCAUCAUCACGUACACCACUCAACUAAUAGUAAGCAAUAGAUACAUCUAGAAGAGAUAUUCAUGCAUGCUCAGUUUAUAAUACUUGAAGGGCGUGAUGAUAAGAUACAUUUUAUUUAAGGAAUACCUCAAUGACAGUUCCUUACUUUCCUGUCAUAGAAGGUUUUCAUUGGGGGUUAUCGCAACGUGAAUGUGUACCUAAUGUUGUGGCCAGUGCCUGAAGUGCUUCUUGAAAAACACAACAUCCAUGGUAUCCAAAAAAAUUUAAAAAAUCAAUGAAUGCGCAUAUAGUACAGUGGAACCUCGGUUGGUUUUUGUUAUUAAUUUUAUCUCUCUGCCAAAGAAAAAAAAAAGGGAAAGUUGAUGUUUUAUUUAUUUCAUUUCUUUCAGUGUUCAUUCAGUUUAGCUGAUGACUGUUUUGCUUGUAGCGCUGUUGCCAUGGUGAUGAUAACAACACGCAAAGCAGCGGUGACUGUUUUAUCUGGGAUACGUUAGCUUGCUACCUAAUUAUGCAUUUUUGGCGUUGUGCGACUUAUACUCCGGAGCAACUUAUAGUCCAGAAUAUACGGUAGGUGGAAAAAAUCUACAUAAGUCGCACUGGAGUAUUAGUCACUUUUUUUGCAGGUCAUUUAGUGAUCAAAACAGACAUUACGUCCUCAUGGAAGGCGAGUUUUAACAAUAAAAGAAUAGAGAACUGGCUGAAUAGGUGUAAGAUAUGCUAACACAA